CCUAAACUGAUCAUUUCAAUCAUCCAAUCAUAGUAAAGAAAUUUACAUCAAGUAUAUGAUUGGUUGAUUUAUACAGAUUCUAUAAAUAACUAACAUUUAUUAGCUUAAUUAUGAUUGGUUCGUUAAUCAACAGAUUUUCAAAUAAUUAAUAUUAAUCUGUAAAUAAUAAAUCAUAUUUUAAAAAUGAUAUUCAAAAUAUCAUAUUCAUUUUAUUAUAUUAAAAGUUAACAUCCAUUUAUUAAAUCAUUCAUUAAAAAUGAAUAAUCUUCCACAGAUUUUAAUUGAUCCAAUUAUGAAUGAAAAGGAUAUAUUAGAGACAAUAAAUGAACCAACUGAAGAUUGUAAAUCAUUAACUGUACCACUUUCGAAAUUUUAUAUUAACAAUGACAAUGAUAAUAAUAAUAAUAAUAAUGUUGACAAUAAUGGUAAUUGCAAUAACAACACAAAUUACAAUCAAAAUGAUGGACAUAUGAAUUAUAAUAAUCAUUUAAAUAAUAUUAUUGAUCAUUCUAAUAAUUUAGGACAAACUAUAGUUGGAAAAAUAUAUAUAAGAUCUGUGAAUUCAUCAAAUUCAUCAGAUAAAUAUAAUCAACUUGUAUGGGUACAAAUUUAUCAGAAAUCAUCAUCAAUUUCAUCAAAACUGAAUACACAUAAUAUAGAUAUUCCAACUUUUGUAUUAUUAUUAAAAACAAGAAUAAAUCCACAGAAUUCUGAAUAUACACCAGAUUAUUAUUCACCACCUUAUAUGACAUUUAAUUUAAAACAUACACGUUCAAGUCCAAUAGAUGAGAAACAUUUUCAUAUUUAUACAAGAUGUGGAGAAGGUAUAACACUUGAAGGUGAAAUAGCUGAUGAACAUUCUGUAUCUUACUGGUUAUCGAUUUUUAAUCAAAAUACAUUAAUUCCUAAUCAUAUGGAAUUUAUUCGUACAAAUGAAAUAAAAAUACGUUCGGCUCCUAAUUCACCUAGACAUAUAAGACGACGAAAUAAUAUUACUACUGAUAUUAAUAAUAAACAUUGUUUCAUUGAUAAUCCAACAAAUUGUAGUACACAUUCAAUUUCUCGUAUGUGUAUAUUUGAAACACUUAAUGAAACACAAGAAUUAGAAAGUGGAGUAUGAUGGUAAUUUUUUUUAAAAAUUUACAAUGUAAUCAUCAUUUGUUUGUUUGUUUUUAACAUGUAAAUUGUCUUACAAUGUUUAUUAUUACAACAUUAUUCAUGUUAUAUCAUUCAUAAUCAUUAGCACUUUGUUAAUAUUUUCUAAUUUGUAUUACAAAAGGAAGCAGUAUCAAUGUGUAUUUCAUUAUUUUUUAUCUAACAUCAAACAGAUUAUUCCGAUAAAUUAAACAUUCCUUGUAUGAUCAUUAUAUCAUUGUCAUAAUUUAUAAAACAAAUAAUUUAUAUUAAGCGCUUAUGAUAAAACUAUGAAUGAGGUGCUAGCAAAGAGAUCAUUAAACAAUAAAUGAAGAUAAUAACUCGAUUUUUUAUGAAGAUUUAUUCAUUGAUGUGACUUUAGUUUUUGUUUUUGUUUUUAGGAUAACUCACUUCUGAUGUCUUCUUUGUUUUUAAUUGUUACUCUAAGACAAAUGAAUAUAAAUUGUAAAUAAAGUAGUUUUGAUUAUU
This is a messenger RNA of Schistosoma bovis, 1623 nucleotides long. NCBI's taxonomy places the organism in Eukaryota, Metazoa, Platyhelminthes, Trematoda, Strigeidida, Schistosomatidae. The record is from the annotation of a GenBank genome assembly.